Messenger RNA from Colletotrichum lupini, 759 nucleotides. RefSeq lists its product as uncharacterized. The transcript is spliced from 2 exons. Bases 1 to 759 code for a protein of 252 amino acids. The record is from RefSeq and is a predicted model, not a curated record. Lineage: Eukaryota; Fungi; Ascomycota; Sordariomycetes; Glomerellales; Glomerellaceae.
AUGCUCGGAAUGUUUCGAACUUCAGAAGACUUUGUAGAGUCGGUUUUCUCGGCCCUCAACGCAUCAAAAACUCCCUGCGUACUCUGGGGACACUAUCUGCUUAAUGUCCACGGCGUGCCUUCAAUCAUAGGGGUAGAUUUUGUCGUCCAAGAUAAAAUGCUUUCGGUAGGCGCCGAUGCUAUUUCAGAAUUACCCGAAAUCGAGCAAUGCCCAUCCGUGGAACUAUGCUUUGCGAGCUCGCCUGAGCGCCGAACACCACCGCCUGCAUUUCAUGUGCACAUCAAAUCCUCGGAGCUCACCAUAGGGUUAUACCUACAGUCAGAAACACUAUGGUUUCUACCAGACUUUGACGAUUCCCUCUUAGCUUUCGAAGACAAGCAAUCAGCGACAUUUGCUCUUGCUCAUAACCGAGAUGUGCUUCCACCCUGGCGACCGGGUCGCGGAUCUGGUGCUUUCAAAUCUACCGACACCUCCAUUGUCGUACCCAGAUCUCACAUACUGUUAGAGGCUUACCUGCGACUCUAUGCUCGUGACUCGGGCAAGACAAUGGGCUCCUUCGCCAUGGCCAUGAUCGCCUACAUGGAGGAAUAUGUUGACGACGACGGUUUGCUCGACUCGAAACAACUUCCGGAACCGCUGAAGUCAUUUUACGACGAGCUUCGAGUCGGUGAAAAGCCACUCCAACAGUGGACAAAGGAAUUCAAAGAGAGCCUUAAUAUUCCUGACGAAGAGUCUGAGGAUGAGGAUCUCUGGUACUGA